This is a messenger RNA of Penicillium angulare, 741 nucleotides long. RefSeq lists its product as uncharacterized. NCBI's taxonomy places the organism in Eukaryota, Fungi, Ascomycota, Eurotiomycetes, Eurotiales, Aspergillaceae. The coding region runs from base 1 to 741 and encodes 246 amino acids. The transcript has a single exon. The record is from RefSeq and is a predicted model, not a curated record.
AUGUCGGCUGUGAAGAUUUCCUCCGAGGAACCCUUCGUCUACUCGACUUUUGAUCUUCAAAUCCUUGAGUAUGAAGAUAUUCAAGCCAAGAAAGCUCUUCAAGAUGAGUUCGAUUCUUUAAUUGCACCCCAUGCAGCCUACAUCGACAGACUUGUCCAAGAUAGAUGCGCCACACCCAAAGGGAAAACGAUUCUUUGGCUCAGCUACUGGAAAUCUCAAUCUGACUAUCUGAGAUGGUGGACCAGCGAGAAGGUUUCAAAAUUUUGGAUCAAUCUAUCACCUUCCGCAGGAAUGUGGAGGGAAGUCAUGACUCCAAAUGCAUCCAGAACACAACAUAUGACAACCAAGAGUGAAUCUAUCGGACUAGGUCACCUUGGAACACAAAUUUCAGUUGGAAACAAAAGCGGAUACUGGGGAUGUUAUCGACACAGAAUGGCCGCCUAUUCGAAUGAUACGUUCACAUCACCAAUUAACCAUGACCUCAAAAAUUGCUCGCCUGCGCAGGAUUCUCCCAACGGAGAUCAUCCUGGACGUGUCUUUAUUACCCACUUCCCAGACAAUAUCUGUUUUGUCGUUGAAGGACAAGGCCAUUCGGACAUCACGCCUGAUGAAAAGGAAUACUGGCAUGAUAAUCUCGAAUCAUAUACUACGCAGUGGAUGGAAGCUUUUUUCUCUGCUAGUCCAGAAUCAGGACACUGCUCCAGAUUUGUGUUUUCAGGGAUUCCACGCCCAAGGCACUGA